Messenger RNA from Amoebophrya sp. A25, 4557 nucleotides. The record is from the annotation of a GenBank genome assembly. Lineage: Eukaryota; Dinophyceae; Syndiniales; Amoebophryaceae.
AAAGCUACCACGGCGCGGACAUCGAAAGUUUCGGCAACGGAAGAGCCCAACGACGAGCAGCAGCAGCUUCUCGGUGGAGAGCAGUCUUCUGAUGAAGAUGGGACCGGCCAUGGACGAGGUAACUUCUUGAAGACGCGAUCGCGAAAAGUCGCUGAGUCCCGCCUGCGGACCACGCAACGGCGUGUGGGUUGCGAAGAAAAGACUCUGCGCGUGUUGAGCAAUCUAGGAGCAGUGCUGUGUUGCUGCCUGCGACGACGGAAGGGCAUUGCAGAGCAAGAACGCAGUUUUUUCCGUCGCUACAUGAAGCGUCUAAAGAUGGAGGAAGCGCUAGAAGUCUCGAAUGCUUUAGUGGAUCCAUUAGUCCUGAAGGAGAAAAAGCGUGUCGGCUUGACCCUGCGGCAAGCAACCCUGAACUCCUUGAGGAAAUUUGCCGGAGAUAGGGAUGGGGCCGAUACGGGUGCUCUUGGGGGCGGCGUAGGAGGUGCAAACAGCAAUAAGAUGUCAAAAGACGAUAAUGGUGCAGUAACUAAUACCACAAUUGCAGCAGCGAACCUAGCCAUGGCGACCGCUGCUCUCCCAUCUCUUGGCCAGGACUUACCGUCACUGGAUGCUCAGUUUGCUCGAGGUGGCCGCUGUGAACCCGGGAAGCAGUAUUGUAGAGAGAACGGGCUUGGAGAGAAUGGAGAGGGAGAUAUCAACUAUGGCGCAUCGGGUUCGAAAAAAAACGAUCGAACCGGGAGAACUGGCGAACAAAUGAGUGGAUAUGCAAAUCCUCAACAUUUUUUGGAUAAUCAGUUUCUGUGCCUUAAUGGCGUACACAAAGUUUACCGCGGAAGUGCAGAGGAGCCUGUGCACGCAGUGCGAGGCGUGACGUGGAGUUUUUCGUCAGCCAUGAAGAGUGAAGAAUUAUCUGCCUCUGAGAAAAAUAAUGCGUUGCCGGGUCCGUCUGGAGCAAAUGCACAGCAACAGCUGACCCCAGAUGAACGUUGGCAUUUAGGGUUGGACGCGGGAUCGCAGCCUGCUAUUUUUGGGCUUCUAGGACAUAACGGGAGUGGCAAGUCCUCUCUCCUGAAGAUGAUCCUCGGGGGCGAAGCCUUAUCAGCCGGACAAAUUCAUGUCCUGGGGUUAGACGCGACGAAAGAUAGAGACUUGAAGAAGAUUCGCCGCUUAGUCGGUUAUUGUCCGCAGAGAAAUUCCGUCCUUUUCCCUGAUUUGACGGUUGAGGAGAACUUGAACCUUUUCUUUGCCUUGAAGCGAGCGAGCAAGAGCAACAACGUGGAAGAGCAUCAGCGAAAGCUACAAGGUGCUGGUGCAGGUAGUGCAUCUUUUGUUUCAACCUCCAAGGUAACCUCACCGCUGGCAACCACAAGUGGUAGGUUUCAUGACGAUCGGCGGGCACAAGUAGAUUUCUUGCUAGAGAAGUUGAAGCUGGAGCAUUACAGGACCUAUUUUCCAACAGAGCUUUCAGGCGGAGUACAAAGGAAAGUCAUGGUGGCAGUGGCUCUACUGGAUUUUCCACAAGUAUUGAUGCUGGACGAGCCAACAACAGGCGUAGAUCCAGUGGGAAGACGGGAGAUGUGGAGUUUCUUUCGCGAAUUUGCAGCAAAUGUUGAUGGGAACAAAGGAGCGUCAUCCGAGAAUAAGAAUUCCACCGGUCGUAUACUCGAAGGGAGUUCAUCUUUUGAGGAAGGUGCCUCAGCAGGUCGUGGCGACACGGAUAUCGCUAUUUCUGGUCCCAACGCAGAUAGAGAAGGUACUUUCGCAGCAGAGCAAAAAAAGAGGUUUAUUUUCCUCACAACGCACCUCAUCGAUGAGGCUGAGUUGUUGUGCUCGCAGGUGGCGAUUCAAAGUGAGGGCCGCUGGACACAUCUGGGGACACCCGAGUAUCUGAAUAUGGUGCCAGAAUACUGUGUGACGCUACGUUUGCGUCCUGAGAUAGCUUCUCGAGAUCUCGUUCGGGGUGUCUUCGACCGCAAUUUGCCGGAUGUGAUGGCCUUGACUUGUGCCCAAGGAUCUUCAGGGACAAGAUCGAGUUUUCCCUCCAUCUUUCAGUCUAUCUCGGGGCCUCCAGGGGCAUCCGAUCAACAAACUUUGCCGAGACAGAACAGUGACGUGGCAGAGGAGUUGGGGUACGAGGACAUGCUGGUCAGUACACGAAAGACGUCAGGUAUGCGACGGGCGAACUUAAACGCUGCAGCAUCAAUCACACAGCAACCUCCUGGUCAACAGGAACCCUCAUCGAGUUCUUCUGGUUUCGCUUCAUCAGCGUCAAGUUCAUCAUCCAAUAUUCAGCCAGCUUCAGGAGCCGAGAUGUCCGGUCUACCGCAGCAUGUUAAACAAGGCAAUCCUGAUUCAUCGAAAUCGGACUGUGCUCCGAUCGAAGAGCCUGUAACGCUGUAUCUUCAUUCGCAUCCUGCUUUGAAGUAUUUGCUCCGACGUUGGAAAAGCGCGCUCUUCUUAGAGAAAGAAGCUGAAGUUGUGGCCGGUCCACUGGGAGAACCAGUGGCACCAUCUGAGUAUAGAGUUUGCUUGCGACGGGAGAAAGAAAGUGCGAGCAUAUGGUCCGCGUCGAGCGAAACAACUCGUGAAAAACUAGGGACAAGCUCGACUUUUAGACUCGAAUUGACAGAGGAUCCCGCAUCUUGGACGACAUCAGAUAAUGCUCAUCCUUCGAUAUCCUCGUCGUCCUCUUCCACGAGACCUGGUGAGCGCUGGGUCAGAAGCAAGUUUUUCAACAGGAAUUUGAACUCGAUGCUGGCUCGUGCAGCAGCCUACGGAUCGACAAGUUUUUCCUCUACCUGCAAGGAUGCAGCAGAAACUGACUUCGAACGAUUUUUGCGAUUGGCAGUGGGCGCUAGGAUGCGUCACGACGCAGUUGAGGCUCUACAAAACGCCCUACGGGAAGUUCUGGAGGAACGUCGCAAAGAGGAUAUGGAUGUAUCCGCGAAAAAAGGAAAUGAAAAUGAUGCUCAAGCUGCCGAGAACAGCGAAACUAUACCAGCUGCAACCGAAACUCGGAGCAAACGCGCGAGAAAUUUCGUUUCCGCGAUGACCUGCGCGCCUCAGAUCAUUACGAAUUCACCCGCGUUAUCGACUACAUCUCCAACAGACUACUGUUUAAGCGGAACUACAAGUUUGCCUCAAAACAAAGAUCACGAGGCUUUGCUCAAUGAUAUCGAGGAAGAGUUAGACCAAGGUCUUUUCCGUUUGCACAUUAAGGGACUAGAGUGCCCGGCAGUCCUCUUCGAAGCCUUGGAAAGGGUAAAGGCAGAAUGCGACUUCUUUGUAGCGGAAUACUCAGCCUCUGCGCAUCGCGGACUGCAGAAAGCAUUCGAAUAGAGGAGUCAUAUUGAUAAAGAUUCUGAAGCAAAAUGCUUUGUGCCUAUUAUAUAUAAGGGGUUACAACAUAGUUUUAGAGAAUGGAUGAUCGAUUUUGUUUUGUGAAUAUAGCUAAGUUCAUGAAUAUAAAGGCUUUGCUUAGAAUCAAUGCUAUCACUAACUUCUGUGAUUCGUCGUUUUGUAAUAAUGCCGCUCAUCGCUGUUCCGCAACUGAUGAAUAAGUUUAUGUCAACAUGAAUGAUGUCCUUGAUCUUGUUGUCCUUCAAGAUUCUUCAAUAACAAGCGGUUAGUAGUUUAUUUAAACUUUAUUUCUCAUUUUCUUCUGAUGAUAGACACUAAUACUUCGCUAUUCAUCCCAAAACCAUGGCUCAGCACCACCAUCUCUUUCUUUUUCAUCUUACUCUUCUAAUUAAGAAGACUCUGGAAAGUUUGGUUGAGUUUACAUAUAUAUAAGAUUCAUGCGACCAUAUCUAAGCGUGUUUGGUUGGAAAAAAGUACAAUUAGUGAGUUAGAGUUGUUUGUUGCUUCUGCACGAGCAUCGAAGGGGAGGUGUAGCUUCUGCAGGACCAUAGUAUGUAGAAGAAUAAACUCAAUGAUCUUUUGAAUCUAGUAGUGUCACAGGAUACUAUCUAAUCUUGACUUCAGGCAGCAGCAGGUGCAGUGGAGAUACUGCAAGGAGGCUGCCCAGGCAAAGGAAUCAAUGCCCGAAAUUUCCGAUACAUUUUUGACUAGUUGUAACGUUUUUUCGUUGUCAAAUCAUUGAUCGUGUUGUGUAAGUUUUUCCUUCAGAGACGGCCCCCGAUAUAUGACUGAGUUACCCCCAAAACCCUAAGUCAGUCUCCGCUGAAUGGGACCUAUUCAGUCUCCCCUCGGGGACUGACAUGGCAUGUGUAGAAUAUUCGCUGAGCUUGAUAUCUGAUAGACAGGGGAGGCUCUCCGUCUGUCAUCAACGGCUGUCACAUAAAGUGUCUAACAAGCAUAAUUAGCCACAGGUACUCGUGUUAAACACGUGUAGUUGAUUUCGAAAUUACUGAAAACAUAUGCCAUUCGAAAACGGAAUUGAAUGCACCCUGUCUCCCUUGUAGUCUGUUUCUUUUCCUCAACUUUUUGGUUGACAUGCUUCUGUACAUGCAUUCAGCUGCUGCAUAACAGUUUGGAUAUCCAAUUCAAACGACAAGAUUACUUCUGAUAGUACGGAAAGGAAGAACAGGGCGAAGC